AUGCCUGUUAACAACUUCAUUUUUCUCCUCCUGCAUUUGAUGCAACAGUUCAACGGAUCACCCCUGAGUGUGCCCUUCAGAAGUCCGACGGGUGAGUACAGCGUGGCCUACGAAGGGAGCAGCGUGAGGUACACGUCUGCUUUCGGCUUCACCGUCUGGUUCCUAACUAACUACAGGGUUAAUGUUGAAGUUACGUCGGAUCUCAGAUCACAACUCACAGGAUUAUGCGGAAACUUCGACGGCAAUGCCAGGAACGACCUGCAGGUGAACGGACUUGAUGUGAGCUCACUCCCGGACCCUGGAAAUGCAGUUGGAAACAGUUUCAUCGUUCAGGAAAAUCAAACUUCCAGCACAACCUUCUUUGAGUCCUGGUUUUCAACAUCACCGUCCGCACCGACGACCUCACCACUUUCACCAACCACGACGAUGUUGAGUCCCGACAUUCAGACACCAGACACGUGCCCAGCAGGUAACGCAAAGUUCAGACUGAGUUGCAGUCAGUUCGGCGACCUGAGCGGGUUGUUCUCGACUUGUUUGAAGCUGAUGGACGCAGUGGAGGUGUCUGCAUUCGUGGAGUCCUGCCAGUUCGAUGUGGACUACACUUGCGAGGGAGCUGACGUCGUCAAACAGGCAUACCUCACACUAACCUUAGACUGCUACAGCAGAUUCGGUGUUACUAUUCAACAUGAUGUCGAACCAGAUUGCAACUGCGUGGAGCCGAACACGGUCUGCAUGGCGACAGCACCGGGCUGUCCCGCCACUUGCGACAAUCCCACCCACCCUUCCACUUGCAUCCAGCCCGACGCCAAGUACGUCUGCGCGUGUCAGCCCGGGUUCCUCCUCUUCAACGGCAGGUGUGUUCCUCCGACUGACUGCGGAUGCGUCUACACUGAUGGAAGGUUCUUCAAGAAAGGUGAUUCUUGGAUAUCCCAAGAUUGCAAGUUGAAGUUGACUUGCUCAGCCCCCAACAUCUACACGAGUGGUGUCUUCUCGUGCCCCGCCGGGAGGGCCUGUGUCAGUGGGGCCUGCCUCGCGUGCACCAACAGUCAACUGUGUGGCACGAACGGGGAUUGUAUUGAAACAUCCACAACGAAGGGGUACGUCUGCAAGUGCAAGCCUGGGUUCAUGGGUGACACCUGCAAUUUCUCCCUAUCGAAGGCCACCUACUCCCGCACCCACUGCACAACAUUCGACAAAGCCACUUUCGAUUUCAAAGGAAUUGGUAAUUUCCUUUUCGCAAAAUCAACUCUGAAGGCUGUGCCCGGCCUGCCCAAGCUCAUCAACUUCAUGGAGUUUGAGGUGCGCGCUGUUAAUGUUUACCUGGUGAACACGAAAGAAAUUGCGUAUGCGAAGAUUUUAAUAAUCAACUUCCUCUCUCAUCAUAUCGUCAUCGAUCGUGACUUAGAAGGUCUCGAUGCCAGGAUAACUGUAACGGUGGACGGCAACAUCGUCAACCUGCCCUAUAACUCCACCGACUUUGAAAUCGUCUGGAACAGUCUGUCCAGUGUCGACUUCUCAUCGAAUCUUGGUUCCUUUGUGGUCACGUACGGAGCUUCCGACUCCACCAUAACCGUCACGAUUCCUUCUUCAUAUUUCAGCGGUGGGAAGGGCUUGGCACCUCCCAACGGACUGACGGGAGUGUGUGGAGGAUUCGAUGGGAUUCCGGACAACGACUUGGUGACGGCCGACAACAGAAGUGUGGCGUCCAGUCCAGAUCCAGGUUUCGAAAUUGGACUCAGCUACACUGACAAGUCUGAUCCUUACUUCAAGAAUCUCACAAGCCUGCCGAACGAAGUCCUCUCCAAGGAGUGCAGCAACGCCACCCUGCUGAACAAAUGCAAUCUGAUUCAAUCGGCUCUCUUCAGACCGCUCCUCGUCACGCUAGGCGUCAGCGAGGCUCAGACCUUCGUCAAAAAUUGCAUUGCCGAUGUCACUCGACUCUGCAACUUGGAUGCGUUUUGUACUGCAGCCGAACGGGUUGCCAAGUUGGCUGAGGCACUGGGUUUCGUAACUGAAUGGAGGAACAUCCUCGGCUGCCCCCUCCAGUGUCCACCAGGUCAGAUCUUCAGCCCACGAUCCACAGGAUGUCCAGAAACCUGUGACGACCCCGACGCUCCUGCCACUUGCACUGAACCUGACCUCAUCGGCGAGUGUGUGUGUCCCCCUGGUCAGGUGCUCUUCAAGGACAAAUGCGUGAACAGGACCUCGUGUGGUUGUGCCGAUGUUGCUACUGGCAGAUUCUACGAGAUUGGACAGUCCUGGCGAAGUUUGGGAUGCGCGAAGAAGAUGACAUGUACUGAAGGUGGGAAUGUUACGCAGGUGACGGCUGGCAACUGUUCGAAAGGAUUUUGUGUUGGCAACAGAUGUUCAGGUUGUACUCCUAAUCCAUGCUUGUACGGAGGUCAGUGCAUAGAGACCAGCGAGGAAGGAGAUUUCAUCUGCAAGUGCCCACCUGGUGUCUUCGGCAAAAGAUGUGGCGGAAGCAACAGCCAAGCGGACAUCGUCAUAAUGAUUGAAGAUGGGCCGGCAGACUGCAACCCAGCUGAAAAUAAUUUCAACUCUUGCGUUUUUGGCUUCUACAGAAAAAUUCUCAACUUCCUGUCAAGUUUUGUCGCCAACUUACCGCUCGGUGGUGGCGACAUCAGAAUCGCCGGCGUGUCCUUCUCAUCACAGCCUCAACUUCUCUGGUCGUUUGAUGAUUAUACCAAAGUGGCCGACCUGCAAACAGCUAUCAACCAAGUGACCUUGGGAAAUGCAAACCAGCCCAUCAACUUGGCAAUAUCCAUCGACUUCAUCAUCAGUCAAGUUUUCCAGAUAAGCAAUAUAAUUUCGACAACAAUUAGGACGCCAACACUUACACUGACACCGCCAGCUCCAAAGAUUCUGCUCAUUUUCACUGACGCUCAACCGAAGGCCGAUGCCAGCAAGAUCGGCAUGGUAGUCAGCAAGCUGGCUACAAGUGGCGUCCAGGUUUACACGUUUGGUCUCACGAGUCGUGUCGACGUUAAUCUCUUGGGUCAGAUCUCUUCAAGCCCCAAGCAGAAAUAUGCCAACUUCUUCCCAAGCUUCAUGGACAUCUCCGUCGAUGUUCUCAAACAAAUUUUGAAAAUAGUUGAUCUGAACGUUCCAUCCCCAUUCAAUGGCAAGAACCCCUUCGAUCCAAAUGGCCCCUUACCAAAGUUCCCUCAACUGACCGCCAAAUGCAAGUGUACAGGAGACACCCAUUGUAAGACCUUCGACGGACUCAACCUGGACUACCAAGGAACAUGCAAAACUCUCCUCUCGUCAAACAACCUGCCCGGCAAUACCAGUCUGAAUGGACCGAACAUCACGGCACCCCCCUUCUCCGUCUACAUCCACAACUACCAUAGGGAGCCCAACUCGAAGGUGGCCUGGGUCAGGAAUGUGGAAGUUGUGCUCGGUGCUAAGGUCAUCAGGUUCAUCAAGAUAGGAGAGUCAUAUAGUGCCAUUGCGUCUGUUACUGUGGACGGCGUUUCAGUUGAACCUCCCCACGUCAACAACGACUUCACAAUCAUCUAUAAUGCCGACGGCCUUGAGUUGAGAACCACGGACGGAUCACUUGUCGUCGGUUACAACGUUAAUGGAAUGGCUUCCGUCGACAUUCCCAACUAUCUCACUAAAAAAGUCUACGGCAUAUGCGGUAACUUCGACGGCAACCAGGGGAACGACCUGGUGACGAAGGACGGUCAGGAUGUGAGUGGGAUGAGAGAUCCGGGGAAGUUUGUUGGAGACAGUUACAUUGUUAUGGGUGAUGUAGACAAUGCGGGGAUAAUGGACAGCUGCAAGCCCCCUGCCGUCACUAACCAGACGUGCAGCCCUUCCAUGAAGGAACUGACCAUGAAGUGCAACCUGCUGACAGACGUCAAUGAAUUAUUUGGAGAAUGCAUCAACAAAGUCGGUCGCAAAGUUGCCCAAAUUUUCCAAUACGAUUGCUUGUUCGACCUCCAGCAGACGUGCGACGAAAGCGUUGUUGAGCCUGCCAUCUUCCAGUUUGUACUGUACUGUUUCCAAUAUGCCCAAGUCGACAUUCCUGACUGGAGAAGGAAGUUGAAAUUUCCCUGUCGGUGUUCAGACGACAAGAUCUGCAUUCCGAAGGGCCCUCCCUGCCAGCCCAACUUCUUCUUCCCAGACAAAUCCUCCGUCUGUGCGCUACCAGAUGCCAUCGACGUCUGCACCUGCCCCCCUAGGAAGGUCCUGUUCAAUGGAGUCUGUGUGGAUCUGCAGCAGGCUGGAUGCAUCGACGCUGAGGGCAGAGCUCGAAAGACUGGAGAGAUCUGGUUGAGCAAGGAUUGCACGCAGUUGUUGACCUGCGCGGGUUUGAACAACAUCAAAUCCGAGGCAACAUCCUGUCCGGAUCAAACUUCUUGCUUCAAUGGAAAGUGCUCAGCCUGUGUGGCGGCCCAACCGUGUCUCAACGGGGGGUCGUGCCUGGAAACGUUGACCUGCCAAGAUAAAUCGCCCACCAAUCCAGGCUGUUACUGGAAGAAAUUCGCCAACAAAAAAAGUUUGGCCUCGACAUCUUCAGGACUUUCAGCCGUCAGUCAGUUGGCCGAUUGCUUCCAAGCCUGUUACCAAACCAGCAGAACAGAUUGCAUGGGAAUCAACUGGAAUCCUUCGGCUAACAUGGGACAGAGAUGUGGUCUCGUUGUAAAAGCAGGAGGGGAUCUUGUCGAUGAUGUUAGCUUCACUUACUAUGAGUGGACGUGUUCCACAUCUGGCACGUGUAUGUUGUCGGAAGGACCACAGAUUUCAACAUUUGACGGCUUCUCCCUCCUCUACAGAGCUCCCUGCAUGAUAAUCCUCACCUCCUUCAACGUCCCAACCCUUCCGACAUUUUCCGUGGCUUCAAAGAACGUUCCAGCAUGGAAGCAAGGUGCUGCAGCUGCUACGACCUGGACGAGGGAAAUAAUGAUUCAAUGGAAUGGAAGGCUGAUUAAAUUCAAGAGCGAUGGACUUGGGAUCCCAAAAUGCGAUGUAUUCGACAUGCUUACAAACGUCAAAUUGCCUUACACAGCGCCGUUCUCUGUUGAUGACAUAUCAGUUCAAGUAGUUGGAGCAGAUCUGGAAUUCUCAACCAGCAGUCAGAUUAAAGUUGGCUUGGCUAAGUCGGGUAGGUCAUACAUCAUCAUGCCACCAACAUACUCUGGAAAGGUUAUGGGAACUUGUGGGAACUUUGAUGGGGUUAAAGAAAACGAUGGCAUACCCUUCAGUGGCUCGCUUGCAGGUUCAGCGCAGUCAGGGUUCACAGGUAUUGGGGGAGGAGGAAAUUCUACGGAUGUUGGUAAUUCAGUUGGGAACAGUUACUACGUAUCAGAUUUCCAGUACCCAUACUUAUCAAACUGCUCGGUACCUGACUUGAGCAACACAAGUUUGACACCUGUUCCGCCUAUCCCACUGGACAAAUCCCGCUGUGAUGCCAUCGUCAGUGCCAACAGUUCAUUCGCCGCUUGUGUGGCUCUUCUGGACCCAGCCAUGGUGGCAAUCUUCGUUAAUACUUGCAAGUUCAAUGUGGACUUCUUUCUUAAUGAUUUGUUAUCAUGUACGGCUCUGGAAAGCUUUGUGGAUCUCUGCAAACUUUCGGUUGGAGUGAGCACACCAUCUGGUUGGAGGGAAACUUUCAAAUGUAAAUGUCAGUGCGCGCCAGGGUUCGUGUGUGCCCCCUCCUCCCCUGCCUGUCCCGCCACUUGCAACAACCCCGAUGCCCCGAAAACCUGCUUGGAACCCGAACUGCAGGACGUUUGCGUGUGUCCCGCGGGCAAGCUUCUCCUUAAUGGAACGUGUGUGCUUCCUUCCAUGUGUGGCUGCGUCGAUGGCUUUGGAACUGCUAGGAAGACGUUGGAAAAAUGGUUGAACCUCGACUGUUCAAUGGAAUACACGUGCGCGAGGAAUGGGACGACCUCUUCAGUGCCAUUUACUUGCCCAGCUGGCACCCUGUGCACGGCGGGCGUCUGCUCGGCCUGUGCAUCGAACAACCCAUGCCAAAACAAUGGAACUUGUAUUGACGUAAUGAACAGCCCGAAUCCCAUCUGCAAAUGUUUGACUGGUUUUGCUGGAAAAUUCUGUGAAUAUAGUGGUUCCAACAACACGUGCACAAUUUCCGGCAAUGGACAUCUGCUGACCUUUGACGGCGCCAGCCUGGACUUCGGAGGUGACUGCAAAUUUCUCCUCCUCCAGUCCCUCCCCCCUGCUCCACUCUUCAAAGUCUUCGGCAAAAAUUUUGUCAUCAACAAAAAUGCGGCCUUCUUGCGCUACGUUGAAAUUGAAACUGCCAUCGGCGUGUUGAGGUUGGAACGUCCUGAGCUGUCGUUGAGUACCAUGGGGUCUGUGGACGUCAGUAUGAACGGUUCGCUCAUUCAUCUGCCUCUGAAGGGCGACCAGUGGGAAGUUGCGUACCGAGGUCAGAAGGUCGAGUGGAGGACUGACUUCGGAGUGUCAAUAUUGUAUCACAACUGGCAAGCAAUAAUCAAACUGCCGAGUCAAUUUGCGGGAAGUUUGAUUGGCCUGUGUGGUAACUUUGACGGCAGCAAGGACAACGACAUGAUGCAGCUCAAUAGGCGACCACCUGUGUCCACCACCAAACCUGGUCAGGAGAUUGCAAACUCUUUCAUCGUUAAUGAUUUGGAAGCAAUUGAUCCCAAUUCGUGUAUGGAUCUCGUGAACAAUCCUGUUCCCGUUGAUGACCCUGUAGCACCUCCAGUCCCUGCACCUAGUGGAGUCGUAGUACCCGCCGUAACUGGCACCUUACCUACCGUAACAGCAACCGUCGGACCAUCAAGUUCGGUGACAGCUGUUGCGAGCGUCACAGGCAGCCCACUCAGCUUCACAGCUACCAGACCAGUCGGUGGCUUAACGACGGCACCCAACUUGACGCAACCCCCCACCCCACCUGCGGGCUGCCAGCUGUCAGCUUUCGAGAUCAACAAGUACACCCUCCUAUGCACACAAGUCAUUGACGUCCACGCGGCAUUCGCAGCCUGUGCCAACGUUCUGGGCUCCAACCUCUUCAUUCAGGCGCAAACCAAGUGCCAACUUGACGUCGUGCUGACGUGCAGUGCCGACAUGUUCACCCUGGCUUUCAGUAGUUUGGUGGUCCUCUGCCAAGAGGUCGGUGUCGUCGUCACUGUCAACUCAACUGCGAAUUUCACAUUACCUUCACCAUCUUGCCCGGUGAAUGGCAUGGUGUUGAACCCGGCUCCCUCAUCUCCAUGCCUGGCCACAUGUGCCGAUCUGGACGCCCCCAAGCACUGCACCUUCCCUGACGAGGUCAACGUCUGCUCGUGUCCGCCAGGUUUCGUGUUCAGCAGCAAACGAUGCAUUCCCAGGAAUCAGUGUGGGUGUGUCAGCAAAACCGGAAUGUCUUAUAACGUUGGCAGUGUCUGGUUUGAGACAGGCUGCACAAAGAAGUACACGUGCCUUGGUCCCAGCGAGAUCAAGGAGGAGGAGAACAAAUCCGGAACAUGCAUUUUAUUUACACCGCAUUCCCAUCCACCAUCGUCAUUUUUUGAGUUCUUUCGACAAAUUUACCUCAAUUUUAAAGUUUGACAUUCAAUAACGUAAACUUCAAACGCCGAUGCAAAGCUACACAUGUUCACAGAUCAAUAAACGCACAUUAACAUAAAAUUAUCAUAUUUAUCAAUUGUUAGACUAACAUUAGCAUAAUAUAUUAUCCAGUGUUAACUCGAGGAACGAAAUAUAAAUUAUAUAUAUAUAAUGUAUAUAUAUUUAUACAUAUAUUAUAAAUUAAAUUUAUACAUAAUUUGAUUUAAAUAAUAUAAACUUUGUUUUACAGAAUUAUGAAAAUAAAUAUUUAAUAUUUGUGCAUUAAUAUAUUGAACUUAACUAGGGCAUAUUUCGAUAAAUUUAUUAACAAAUUAAGGAGUUAUAUUUGUCUAAAUGUUACAUUCUACUCUUAAACAUUUUAUAUUGAAAAAUAUUAACAAAUAUUCUUCCGGUUUGAAAGCGGAAGCACAACAAUAACGAUGUAACAUUUAUUAUGGUCUGAUGUUCAACUCACAUCAUGAACAUGUUAGCAGAGGAAACUUCAUUCGUUAAAUUGCGUAGGUAAAAACAAAUACACACAGCAAGAAAUAAUGGCAAAUUCUGAAAAAAUAUAAUAAUAAUAAUAAUGAUAAUAACAAUAACAACAAUGAUAAAACGUGGAACCAUAUAUAUAUAUAUAUUUAACAACAACACGUUCCAACGGUUUCAUAUCACAUG
Messenger RNA from Helobdella robusta, 8238 nucleotides. RefSeq lists its product as hypothetical. The transcript has 39 exons. The record is from RefSeq and is a predicted model, not a curated record. Bases 1 to 7563 code for a protein of 2520 amino acids. NCBI's taxonomy places the organism in Eukaryota, Metazoa, Annelida, Clitellata, Rhynchobdellida, Glossiphoniidae.